UAACAUUCCUAGGUCACAUGUUUCCAUCAUGGCGGUGAAUGCGGGUGUUUACUUGGCUCCUGGCUGGGAAAAGGCGAAAACUGACCAUAGCGGGAGUACUGUGCUUGGAAUAGUGACACGGAGAACUGUGACACGCCCACCAUUCACUAUAGAGGCGGCAAAAGGGAUGAGAGCCUUGGAAAUAACAUUAUCUUCACUCUACUGAGCUGUGCACGGCGCCUUCCCCACCUCGUGUUGGUUACCCGUGGACGUGCUGACUGUUGAGAUCAAGCGGGCCAAGGUCACCACAACUUCACUGUCAUUGUCAAAGUUCCGCGCUGUGUGAAGUGAGAGGAAGGAGGAGCUGCAAUCUGAAUACGAAAUGAGCACGAGGGGGCUAGGCGGAGUGUUUACAGAGAUCACUUUCCUGCUGAGGGAGAUGAUGAUGAAUGAACAAUGGCGGAGGAAAUGAAUGGCCAAAAGUUGCAGGUUCACUUCACCAGGACUCAAGGAUCGCCACGCCUCUCCCGCCACUCUCCCGCCACUCUCCCUCCUCCUGAACCUCUCCUGCCUACUGGAGGAUGUCUUCACGGCGCGACAUGGGCUCGGUUUUGGCAACAUUGACGAGGCGCCUCCUUCCGGAUCUGCCUUAGGCACCACCACUCACCGCUAACUCCUGCUUGGUAAAGGGAAGAAAAUUAAAACUGCAAGUGAUCGGCAACAAAAUCUAUUCCUCGAGCAUCAAAAGCGACACGACUGAACUCUUUCGGCCGGCUGAAUCCUCACGAGUAUUUCAAUAACGAACCUCACCUUGCCUCACCUCACCUCACCUCACCUGGCGGAGUGUGCACGCGCGGCUCCCCUGGGAAAUCAUAAGGACCCUGUCACCAUCAUUAUGUGGGAGACGUGUCUGGGAGUACGUGGUUUUAAAUGUCUCGCUUUGAAGCAGUCUCCCCUGAUGUGAGGUGAAUAAAUUUUGAUAUUAAAUAGGACAGAUUUCUGAGAGUGGGAUUAAAGAGCGAGAGGAGAGCGAGAGAGCGGUUAUCCAGGGGUGCUUAAGGCCGUGUGUGGGCUGCUCCUCCCCGGCCCUGGUGGCGCGGGGAUGAGGGGACGGGAGAGCCAGCUAGUGUGUCGCCGCCCUCCGCCCCUGCAGCCUCCGGUGACCUCUGGGAAGCGUGGAUUGGUCCUGCUGUGUGGCGGAGGGGUCCUGUUGCACGCCAGGGGACAGCAGCGGUGGUGAGGCGGUGCUGCGUGAACUAGUGCUGAAGGAAGUCAACCACUUGCAACUACUGUCGUAUCGUGGCGGUGGCCUCUUCGCCUCAUCUGCUGCAGCCACAGACGCUUCGGACACUUCAGAGGUUACAGUGCCGGGAAAACACUAAGAGACUUCAUGGUACUUGGAAAUAUUCAUGACUCAAUACAGACCAAGUGACUCUAUAGGGGUUGCAAAUAUUCAUAUAACUCAGUACAGACGCAGGCACUAGAGGACUUGCAUUCCUUUUGGGUGUUGAGUGGCUCAACAUGGCGGGAGUGAAUGACGUGAGCCCCGUGUUGGCGGUGCUGGGGGCGGAGGGUGGUGACGGCGACCCAGCGGAAAUGGCUAACAGCACCGCCUGGAGUGCUCUCAACGCCUCGGUGCUCCUGGGCGACAACGAGACAGAGUUUGAGGUCUUGGGCAACACGAGCGACCCGGCGUUCGACCACGUGCCCUACCGCCAGCGCGUGGAGACCUACCUGGUGCCCUUCCUCUUCGCCAUCAUCUUCAUCGUUGGCGUCAUCGGUAACGGCGCCCUCAUCAUGAUCUUCGUGCGCAACAAGAACCUGCGGAAGGUGCCCAACACUUACCUCAUCUCCCUGGCUCUCGGGGACCUGCUGGUGCUGUUCUUCACGGUGCCCUUCGUGUCCACUAUCUACACCAUCGAGUACUGGCCCUACGGAACCUUCGAGUGCAAGUUUAGUGAGUUUGUGAGGGAUGUGUCCGUCGGCGUGACCGUCUUCACACUCACUGCUCUCUCCGCUGACCGCUACAGGGCCAUCGUCUCCCCCAUCAGGAAGGCUGUGAGCGGUCCGGCCCGAAGCGUCACGCUGCGGGUCACGGCGGCCAUCUGGGUGGUGUCCCUGCUGUUGGCCACGCCCGCCGCCGUCUUCACCCACGUCAAGAACUUCGCCGACCUAGGGGACAUGAACAUGACAGUGUGCUACCCGUUCCCGGACACGUACGGGUGGUACACCAAGGCCAACGUACUCACCAAAGCGCUCGUGUACUACGUGCUGCCGCUCAUCGUCAUCGCCGCCUUCUACCUGCUGAUGGCGCGGCAUCUGCUGAAGCCCGAGGUGGUAGGCGACGCACAGGUGUUCCAUCGCCAGAUCCAAACGCGGCGCAAGGUAGCCAAGGUGGUGCUCUGCUUCAUCGUCAUCUUCGCCGUCUGCUUCCUGCCCACGCAUGUCUUCAUGCUGUGGUUCUAUUUUGACCUGGGCGGCCGGUACAACGACUUCUGGCACGUCAUGCGCAUCCUGGGCUUCUGUCUGAGUUUCAUCAACUCGUGCAUCAACCCCAUCGCUCUCUACUGCAUCUCCGGCACCUUCAGGAAGCAGUACAACCGCUACCUCUUCUGCUGCUGCUGCUGGGUGCGUAGGGACCGCGACGACAUGCACUCCCUCCGCUCAGGCGCCUCGCAUUACCGCUCCUCCACCCUGCGGCCCCUGGAGACCAUCACGCUCACCACGCUGCUGCAAGACCGUUCCUGCCCCAACGCCUUCUGACGCAAGAGAAUCGCUUAUCGUCCCCGCUGCCUGCAGGACGUGUACCACCUCUCGCCACAGGAGGAGACGCUGAGGGAGGAGGACAACCUGGUGAAGAGCAACGGCAUCUCCGUGUACGAGUCCGUCCAUCUGUAGUGCGGCGCAGGGGGCGGGAGAGGCAGAGAGGCGGCCGGGGCUUGUGUACUUGUAGUUUUGUGUCAGUCUGGAUGAGCUGGUGUGUUGUGCCAGAGAACCUUGCUGACAUUUGUGUAUGAGAGAGAGAGAGAGAGAGAGAGAGAGAGAGAGAGAGAGAGAGAGAGAGAGAGAGAGAGAGAGAGAGAGAG
Scylla paramamosain (green mud crab) is the source of this 3065-nucleotide messenger RNA. Its product is annotated as neuropeptide CCHamide-1 receptor-like. Gene Ontology annotation, cellular component: plasma membrane. The coding region runs from base 1501 to 2742 and encodes 413 amino acids. The transcript has 7 exons. The record is from RefSeq and is a predicted model, not a curated record. Lineage: Eukaryota; Metazoa; Arthropoda; Malacostraca; Decapoda; Portunidae. Gene Ontology annotation, biological process: G protein-coupled receptor signaling pathway. Gene Ontology annotation, molecular function: neuropeptide receptor activity.